This is a messenger RNA of Myotis brandtii (Brandt's bat), 1703 nucleotides long. RefSeq names its product bifunctional heparan sulfate N-deacetylase/N-sulfotransferase 4. Gene Ontology annotation, cellular component: Golgi apparatus. Gene Ontology annotation, molecular function: heparan sulfate N-sulfotransferase activity; deacetylase activity. The annotation marks the transcript as partial. The record is from RefSeq and is a predicted model, not a curated record. The transcript has 14 exons. NCBI's taxonomy places the organism in Eukaryota, Metazoa, Chordata, Mammalia, Chiroptera, Vespertilionidae.
ACGGUGGUCCAGGACCUGGGGCUGCACGACGGCAUCCGGCGGGUGCUCUUCGGCAACAACCUGAGCUUCUGGCUGCACAAGCUCAUCUUCGUGGACGCCGUGUCCUUCCUGUCGGGGCGGCGGCUGAGCCUGUCCCUGGACAGGUACCUGCUGGUGGACAUCGACGACAUCUUCGUGGGGAAGGAGGGCACGCGGAUGAACGUCAGAGACGUGAAGGCCUUACUAGAGACUCAAACCUUACUGCGCACUCAGGUUGCCAAUUUUACCUUCAACCUUGGAUUUUCAGGGAAGUUUUACCACACAGGGACCGAGGAGGAGGACGCGGGCGACGACCUGCUGCUCAGGUCGGUGGACGAGUUCUGGUGGUUCCCCCACAUGUGGAGCCACAUGCAACCCCACCUCUUCCACAACGAGUCCUCGCUGGUGGAGCAGAUGGCCCUCAACAAGGAGUUCGCCCUGGAGCACGGCAUUCCCGUCGACAUGGGCUACGCGGUGGCCCCGCACCACUCGGGCGUCUACCCGGUGCACGGGCAGCUGUACGCGGCCUGGAAGCAGGUGUGGGGCAUCCAGGUGACCAGCACGGAGGAGUACCCGCACCUGAAGCCCGCGCGGCACCGCAGGGGCUUUGUCCACGACGGCAUCAUGGUCCUCCCCCGGCAGACCUGCGGGCUGUUCACCCACACCAUCUUCUACAAGGAGUACCCCGGGGGACCCCAGGAGCUGGACAAGAGCAUCCAGGGAGGCGAGCUCUUCCUCACGGUCCUGCUGAACCCAAUCAGCAUCUUCAUGACCCACCUGUCCAACUACGGCAAUGACCGCCUGGGGUCCUACACCUUCGUGAACCUGGCCAACUUCGUGCAGAGCUGGACCAACCUGCGCCUGCAGACGCUGCCGCCUCUGCAGCUGGCCCGCAAGUACUUCGAGCUCUUCCCGGAGCAGAGGGACCCGCUCUGGCAGGAUCCCUGCUGCAGGGAGAGAGAGAGAAACAUCAGUGAUGAGAGAAUCAUUGACCGUCUGCCUCCUGUCCUUGUUCUGGGGCCACUCAGAACCAGCACCACAGCCCUGUACCUGUUCCUGCUAAUGCACCCGUCCAUCGUCGGCAGCCUGCCCAGCCCCCGCACCUUCGAGGAGGUGCAGUUCUUCAACGGGAACAACUACCACAAGGGGAUUGACUGGUACAUGGAUUUCUUCCCAACGCCGGCCAAUGUCACCAGCGACUUCCUGUUUGAAAAGAGCGCCAACUACUUCCACUCGGAAGAAGCUCCCAAGCGGGCGGCCUCCCUGGUGCCCAAGGCCAAGCUCAUCACCAUCCUCAUCGACCCCUCGGACAGGGCCUACUCCUGGUACCAGUUGCUGAUUAUUGACGGACAGCAGCUGAGGUCCGACCCGGCCGCUGUGAUGGACGGCGUCCAGAAGUUUCUGGGAGUGACGCCGCGUUACAACUACUCAGAAGCACUGACGUUUGACCCCCAGAAGGGCUUUUGGUGCCAACUGCUGGAAGGAGGGAAGACCAAAUGCCUGGGGAAAAGCAAAGGCCGGAAGUACCCGCCCAUGGACCCCCAGGCCAGAGCCUUCCUGUCCGGCUACUACCGGGACCACAACGUGGAGCUGUCCCGGCUGCUGCACCGGCUCGGGCAGCCCCUGCCGGCCUGGCUGCGCCAAGAGCUGCGGAAGGCCAGGUAGCGCCCGCGGGCACCGGGCCG